This is a messenger RNA of Ooceraea biroi (clonal raider ant), 3077 nucleotides long. RefSeq names its product aminopeptidase N-like. Gene Ontology annotation, cellular component: membrane; cytoplasm. Gene Ontology annotation, biological process: proteolysis; peptide catabolic process. The record is from RefSeq and is a predicted model, not a curated record. Lineage: Eukaryota; Metazoa; Arthropoda; Insecta; Hymenoptera; Formicidae. Gene Ontology annotation, molecular function: zinc ion binding; peptide binding; metalloaminopeptidase activity.
UUAUAAAAUAAUAAAUUGUUUUCAAACAAUAACCGCUUAUCACGCUUUCCUUCCAACAUAAUUUCUAUGUGUUAAGACUUAUUCACUUGUAAAGAUUGCCAGGAUAGGACUAUUACAUAUAGCUUCGAAUCUGUUUACAUAACAUUACGUCCUAUUACGGUUACGAUGUUGGAUCUUCAUUCCUUCAGUUCUUGAUGGUCUGUCGAUGUGAUAAGAUAUAAUUGAAGCAACACUAAUUAUCUUUUUGGCAUUUAUUGCCUACCUGAUUAAAUCUUCAAUACAUAGACGUAGUGAAAUGACGAUUAACAUGUUAUUUCUGAAACUGCUGGUAAAUGUCGGUUUAUUAUACAUCGCAGCCGCUAUUCCUACCGAACGUCCGAAUAUUAAAACCCACAAGCUAGAUUAUUAUCGUUUGUCAAAGGAAGUAAGACCGGUGUCUUAUGAUAUUAAUCUAUUAUUCCACGAUGACAAUGAGAUCACUACCGUACAAGGCGAAUCUAAUAUCACCAUCCAAGUUAUUCAGCCAACGUCACAUAUAAAUUUGCACGCUCGCCAAUUGACUUUGGUGAACGUAAUGUUAAUUACUGGAAAUGGUACGAAGCACAAAAUGCACGAAUAUAUUUACGACACCCAGUCGAACAUCGCCAUCCUGUCGUUUAAUCAUGUAAUGCCAGCGGGAUAUUACACUCUGUAUAUAAACCACAUCAGUUAUCUGAAGAACGGGAACAAUGACGUUUUUCACUCGACGUACGAAAACAAGGAGGGAAUAAAAAUAUUGCAGAUCGCCACGUUUUCCAAGCCGUGUUGGGCGCGAAGACUAUUUCCAUGUUGGGACGAGCCAGCUUUCGACGCCGUUUUUAACGUUUCUGUAAUGCAUCGUGUAGGAUACUCCGUCAUAUCAAACUCGCCGAUUCGAAGGCUGCGACCCUCAGAUACGCAUGGAAUGAUGUGGACACAGUUUUACCAGACCAUCCGAAUGCCCACCUACCGUUUGGCAUUAGUGAUCGCGACGAACAAUAUUAUUUACGUCUCCAAUACAAACGAGACCGCCUGCGUGUGGGGCCAUCCCCAAUUGUUACCAGAGAUAUCAUUUGCAUUCACCAUUGCCGAAAAAGUCAAGGAGGAAUUGAACUGGUACACGAAAAGCUUCUCGAAGAUGCGGAAAAUGGAUCUCAUAAUGAUCAAAGAUUACGGUGACACGAGCAUUGGAAAUUGGGGCGUCGCUAUUUAUAGAGAAGAACGUAUUCUCUACAAUAAAAAAUAUGACGACUUCACGAAACAGAUGGAAAUUGCCCGCUUAGUAGCACAUGCAACGGCAUAUCAAUGGCUAGAUAAUGUACUCACUCCGUUAUGGUGGUAUGACAUAUGGUUGAACGAGGGAUUGGCUACCAUCCUCCAAGUGAAUGCUCUAAAUAAGAUUUUCCCAGAAUGGCGAAUGUUGGAUUUAUUCGUGGUUCAGACGCAACACGAGUCUCUCCAUUUGGAUGCUGAUUACAUGAUGAUGCCUCUUGUGUAUGAAGUCAAAACGCCGGCUGAAAUCAACUCACUUUUAUCUAUGCAGUAUUACAUAAAAGCGCCUGCUAUAAUACGUAUGUUGCAACAUAUCAUUACCAAAGACGUGAAAGAUUCAAAUCCUAUGUAUAGAUUGUUAAAUCAAAAUAAGGCCCUGACGUCCUUCGAGUUUUGGAGCAUUAUACAAAACACUAUUCGUACAUUAUAUGCAUCAAAUAUGAAAGCUAAUCAGAAAUUAAGUUCCGUGAUGGACACUUGGACAAUGCAGCAGUUAUAUCCCAUAUUGAAAGUGAAGCGCAAUUAUACUACUGGUAAAGUAACAGUAUCACAAGAAAAUAUCAAUAUGAUAGACAGGAGCAAGUGGUGGAUACCUUUAACUUACACUACGGAAAAAGAGCCUAAUUUCUCUAAUACUUGGCCUGCUUUAUGGUUAAAACCACAGUCACGCGAUCUAACUCUUGAUAAAUUACAUAAAAGUAAAGACUGGAUAAUAUUUAAUUUACAACAAGUUGGAUACUAUCGCGUCAAUUAUGAUAUUGGUAAUUGGUUAUUAAUUGCACGAUACCUAAAUAAGCAAGAUUAUACAAAAAUACAUGUUCUUAAUCGUGCGCAAAUUAUGGAUGAUGCAUAUCACUUUUUGGUGACAAAACAACUUCCAUUCACCGUAUUUUUGGAACUCACAAGCUAUCUGUCGCGUGAGGUAGAUUAUAUAGCGUGGUAUCCUAUGUUAAAAGCUUUUGAAUAUCUAUCGAGCUACAUACCAUACAAAGAAAAUGAAAAUAUGCAGCUACAUGCACAGGAAAUCUUGAAUGCGCUUCUAUUAAAACUAACGUACGAAGAGAAAAAUAAUGAGACUGAUCUUAUUAAGUGCCUAAGGCAAGAAGCUGCAAAAUGGGCAUGUAUUUUUGAUGAAUCGCACUGCAAAAAAAUGGCAUAUAAAAAAGUACUGACACAUUUGGAAGAUUCCGAUGCGCUCAAACCAGAAUGGAGGUUUUGGGCAUACUGUAAUGAUCAUAUAUGGGAUUAUGAAAUGUCUUUUGAAUUAGGGGAUCAUGCACUCGUCAACUUAUUUCAUUGCCCUAGUGCUGCUAUUAUCAACCGCCAUCUGCAAAUAAUGAAAAUGAAUAGAUAUCAAAGAUAUGAAAAAGGCCCUACUAUAAAUACAUCUAUUUAUUCUAUUGUUUCGAAUGCAAAGAUGUAUCUAAAAAACACAUUAGAGCAACUUAAACAGCACAACGUACGUUUUAUUAUUAAAACGUUAACUGCUAUUAUUAAUUAUACGUAUUCCGAGGCUAAACUUGGCGAGAUAAAAAUCUUUGUACAAGAUCAUCUACAAAGGAAGAAACAAAUGGAAGAUGUAGUUGUACAUAUUCAACAUAAGAUAAAACAACGCGAGUCCCAAAUAAACAAGCAAUUGAGAAAAUUGGCAAUGUGGAAUAUGAUGAAAUGGAAUAAAUGAAUGGAAUAUUAUGAAUAUAUCGAAUUGAUUUAACAAUCAAAUGGUAAUGGAAUAUAUUGAAUAUAAAAGAUAUAUAUAUAUAUAUAUAUAUAUAUAUAUAUAGCAA